AUGUUUGGUAACUCUUGUUAGUUGACUAUUAGCAGUUAAAGCCUGGAACUUGCUACUUCAGGUAUUAAUUUGCCAACAUAAUUUUUUUCUCCUAUUUAAUUCCUUUUCAGAUCCGACUAACCAUUUUAUACUUGGCAAUUUGUCACAUGUUUACUUAGUCUUAGAAGAAUAUCAAACAGCUCUGGAUUAUGCUGAUAGAGCUUGCAAGAAAAUACCAAAUUGGGAAAAGGUUGGCAAUGAAACAGUAAAAAUUAAAUAUUGGCUAACUCCACCAUUAUUACCAUAACCGUAGACGGAUUUUCUCGGGGGAAGGGAGGGGGGGGGGGAUUUAGGCAGGCAAGCAAGUUGCAGCAGGGGCCUGGAGGCACAGUCGAUAGUGGGAACAGGAUUGUGGUAAGGAAACUUUGACAUUUUAACAUUUUUGGUCUUAUUUUAAGUUCAAAAUCCUUGUUUCAACCAGCGUUUAAUUUUUGGGGGGGAUACCAAUUUCUCUAGGUGUGUGUGGGGGUGUUCUGAGGGAGUGCAAAAUAUUCACAUGGUCACAACAAUGGGUAAAUUCAAUAUAGUGCUCCCCUAAUAAAAAAUAUACCAAUGUGUAUAAAGUGCUCGAAAAAUAUUGAAGCUGUAGUAGCAUGAUCACAAAAUAAUGCAGUUUGUUUUAAAUACUUACAGGUACAGUGUAAGUAUAAAUCUAUAUUUUAGGGAUUUUAUCGCAAAGCUCAAGCUUAUGUUGGUCUAAAGAACUACUCCCAAGCAGCUGUUUGGUUUCUCAAAGUUCUUCUUGUUAAUCCACAAAAUGACAUAGCUCACAAAUCUUUGACCAAGGUACUGUUUAUUUUGCAUAAAAAUUAUAUGGCAUAUUUUACGUAUUUGCACACAUAUUAUACUAACGCGAUGUAGAAGCUUUGUCACAUAAUAGAUACAGGACCAGAAGUGUCACUCAGACGAUAUUUUGUCCGAAAUUUUACGAGUGCUGACGUGAAAAUACGCCAUCCUGGAGUGCACACGGAAGUUUUUCAUAGGAAAACAUAGGUACAAAGUGCCGGGUGCACUCCAGGAUGGCGUCAUAGCACGCAAAAAAAUUUCGGACAUUUUCCUUCAGCCAAAACACAUAGGAGUGACACUUCUGGUCCGGUAUCUAUUCUGUGGCUUUGAUGAAAGCAUAGACGAAAGCAUAGACGAAAGAGACUGGGUACGAGGUUGAAGCAUUGAACUAUAAAUAAACUGGAAGGCUAACUGCUAUGAUGAAGGCCUAUGAUUUGAUGAAGCCGAAAUAGUUUUUCUGAGUUAUGAGCAGAAAUACUUGACCCCAAACGUUGGGCUAUAUAUCAAAUUGAAGCUAUUGAAAAUUGCUAUUCGGUGUGGAAAUUUCAAGACUUCAGCGAAAAGAAAAAUAUUUAAAAAAUACAAAAACAACUGCAAAACGGCAAAUUUUCGGUAAUUAUGUUUGUAAUUUUUCAAUAUUUCCCUUUUAGCUAAAAUCUUGAAAUUUCUGCACCAAAUAGCGUUUUUCAAUAGCUUCAAUUUGAUAUAUAGCCCAACGUUCAGUGUAACGUUGAGUAUUUCUGCUCAUAACUCAGAAAAACUAAAAUACACUGGCUUUAAUUUCCCCCCUGAGUUAGCCUUCCAGUUUAUUUAUAGUUCAAUGGGUUGAAGACGUGAUAGGGAACUAGAGGGACCUGCCGUGGGCUGCAAGGAAACAAAGAAAACUGCAAAGUCUAAAAUAUGCAACACCUUAUUCAAAUUUCUCAAUUAUAGGUGUUUGUAGAAGUACUGACAAAGAGUACAAACCCGAGUAGUCAAAAUACUGCUGUGAUUGAUGAUCUCGCUUCAUCUUUGGAUGGUUUAAUUGAGGUUCAUGGAGGUAUUGUGCUGUAA
This is a messenger RNA of Paramuricea clavata, 1878 nucleotides long. The record is from the annotation of a GenBank genome assembly. Lineage: Eukaryota; Metazoa; Cnidaria; Anthozoa; Malacalcyonacea; Plexauridae.